Messenger RNA from Neomonachus schauinslandi (Hawaiian monk seal), 2729 nucleotides. RefSeq names its product activin A receptor type 1B (gene ACVR1B). The record is from RefSeq and is a predicted model, not a curated record. The coding region runs from base 22 to 1539 and encodes 505 amino acids. Gene Ontology annotation, biological process: nervous system development; protein phosphorylation; activin receptor signaling pathway. Gene Ontology annotation, cellular component: plasma membrane; activin receptor complex. Gene Ontology annotation, molecular function: ATP binding; activin receptor activity, type I; activin binding. The transcript has 9 exons. NCBI's taxonomy places the organism in Eukaryota, Metazoa, Chordata, Mammalia, Carnivora, Phocidae.
GCGGCGGCGGUGGCGGUUACUAUGGCGGAGUCGGCCGGAGCCUCCUCCUUCUUCCCCCUUGUAGUCCUCCUGCUCGCCGGCAGCUGCGGGUCCGGGCCCCGGGGGAUCCAGGCUCUGCAGUGUGCGUGUACCAGCUGCCUCCAGGCCAACUACACGUGUGAGACAGAUGGGGCCUGCAUGGUUUCCAUUUUCAACCUGGAUGGGAUGGAGCACCACGUGCGCACCUGCAUCCCCAAAGUGGAGCUGGUCCCCGCUGGGAAGCCCUUCUACUGUCUGAGCUCCGAGGAUCUCCGCAACACCCACUGCUGCUAUACCGACUUCUGCAACAAGAUCGACCUGAGGGUGCCCAGUGGUCACCUCAAGGAGUCUGAGCACCCUUCCAUGUGGGGCCCCGUGGAGCUGGUAGGCAUUAUUGCUGGCCCAGUGUUCCUCCUGUUUCUCAUCAUCAUCAUUGUUUUCCUUGUCAUUAACUAUCAUCAGCGUGUCUAUCACAACCGCCAGAGACUGGACAUGGAAGAUCCCUCAUGUGAGAUGUGUCUCUCCAAAGACAAGACGCUCCAGGAUCUUGUCUACGAUCUCUCCACAUCGGGGUCUGGCUCAGGGUUGCCCCUUUUUGUCCAGCGCACAGUGGCCCGAACCAUCGUUUUGCAGGAGAUUAUUGGCAAGGGCCGGUUUGGGGAAGUGUGGCGUGGCCGCUGGAGGGGUGGGGAUGUGGCUGUGAAGAUUUUCUCUUCUCGUGAAGAACGGUCUUGGUUCCGGGAAGCAGAGAUCUACCAGACGGUCAUGCUGCGCCACGAGAACAUCCUUGGAUUUAUUGCUGCUGACAAUAAAGAUAAUGGCACCUGGACACAGCUGUGGCUCGUCUCAGACUACCAUGAGCAUGGCUCCCUGUUUGAUUAUCUUAACCGAUACACGGUGACGAUCGAGGGGAUGAUUAAGCUGGCCUUGUCUGCGGCUAGCGGGCUAGCACACCUGCACAUGGAGAUUGUAGGUACCCAAGGGAAGCCUGGAAUUGCUCAUCGAGACUUAAAAUCAAAGAACAUCCUGGUGAAGAAAAAUGGCAUGUGCGCCAUUGCAGACCUGGGCCUGGCUGUCCGCCAUGAUGCGGUCACAGACACCAUCGACAUCGCCCCAAAUCAGAGGGUGGGGACCAAGCGAUACAUGGCCCCUGAAGUGCUCGAUGAAACCAUUAACAUGAAGCACUUCGACUCCUUCAAAUGUGCUGAUAUCUAUGCCCUCGGGCUUGUAUACUGGGAGAUUGCUCGAAGAUGCAAUUCUGGAGGAGUCCAUGAAGAAUAUCAGCUGCCAUAUUAUGACUUAGUGCCCUCUGACCCUUCCAUUGAGGAAAUGCGAAAGGUCGUAUGUGACCAGAAGCUACGUCCCAACAUCCCCAACUGGUGGCAGAGUUAUGAGGCGCUCCGGGUGAUGGGGAAGAUGAUGCGGGAGUGUUGGUACGCCAACGGCGCGGCCCGCCUCACCGCUCUGCGCAUUAAGAAGACCCUCUCACAGCUCAGCGUGCAGGAAGAUGUGAAGAUCUAAGCCUCUCCCUCCCUUGCACGCAGCCCCGGGCGGCGGGAACUACACACACAGCUGCCCUGUUGAGCGUACGAUGGAGGCCUACCUCUCGUUUCUGCCCAGCCCUCUGCGGCCAGGAGCCCUGGCCCGAGAGAGGGACCGAGCCCGGGAGACUCCCUCACUCCCAUGUUGGGUUUGAGACACAGACACCUUUUAUAUUUACCUCCUGACGGCAUGGAGACUCUGAGAGCCAACGGUGUGGAGAACUCGAUGCCACAACUCGAACUGGCUGUGGUGGGAAGUCCCGCAAAGCCCAGGGCACCUGGCGGGCGGCCGGGAGGACCCAGGAGAGGCUGAGUGUCGCCAGCAGCACUGAGGGUUUUCCUCCCGGGACCAGCCAACCCCAGCACUCCGAGGUGGCCCAGAGGCACCGCAAAGUACAGCCCCCUCUCACAGGCAGCUCUGGACCCCGGGCUCCCCUCCUCCCUCCCGCGGACAUCUGGAGGGACCGCCAGUGGGGACAGGGUCUGCCGCCUGUCUGUCCAGCCGUGUGUGUGUGUGUGUGUGUGCGCGCGCGCGCGCGCGCCUGGGCGCAUGUGCUGAGGUGUGUCCCCUGUUGUGCCUGGUCCGUGCCACGCCCUUACACGUGUGUGUGUGUGUGUGUGUGUGUGUCGGUGCGCACUUACCUGCUUGAGCUUUCUGUGCAUGUGCAGGUCGGGGGUGUGGUGGUCAUGCUGUCUGUGUGCUGGUGUCUCUGUUCUGUAGUGAGCAGCAGCCAGUUUCCCCGGUGCCCUUCCCAGAGGUCUCUCUCCCGGCCAUGAACCCCAGAACCCCCAUGCCACAGUGGGGCUCCCUGCCCAGCAGGCUGCUCCACCCACCCCUGUGUCGACACCUCCAUUUCAGACUGUGGAACCAAAGCUGGCCCAGUUGUCCCUGUCAGGCGAGGCUUUGGGGUCCAAAUGGGAGGCGGGGGGUGGGGGGGUGGGCGGGGAAAGAAUCUUGGCAGAAGUCUCGGGUGUUGCGGUCAGUGGCAACCGUGGGAAAUGAGCCAGCCCAAGGGCAUCAUCCUCAAUGGCAUCAAGGAAGGGCCAAGGGAUUUGAAGCCCACAUCCUGGGACUCAGAUUGGAAUGUCACAUCUGUCUUUCAUAUCCCAGAUUCUGGAAACAGCAGUGUAUAUUUUUGGUGGUGAUGGGUUUAGGGUGGGGAAGGGAGA